Diospyros lotus (date-plum) is the source of this 501-nucleotide messenger RNA. Its product is annotated as glycine-rich cell wall structural protein-like. NCBI's taxonomy places the organism in Eukaryota, Viridiplantae, Streptophyta, Magnoliopsida, Ericales, Ebenaceae. The transcript has a single exon. Bases 1 to 501 code for a protein of 166 amino acids. The record is from RefSeq and is a predicted model, not a curated record.
AUGAAGAGGUUGUUUUUUAUGUUUCCUGUUCUUCUUCUACUCGUGGUGGGUUUCUUUUCUUCUAGGAUUUUUGGAUCAAACCUUAUUAAAGGCGACGACGACAGCGAUAUGGGCUAUGGCUAUGGAGGUGGUGGUGGGGGAGGAGGCGGCGGCGGUGAACAAGGCAUUGGCGGCGAUCAAUCAGGUGGAUCGGCUGGAUUAGUACCUGGCGCUGGUGGGGGUGACGAUAAUGAUCGUAGCGGCUGUCAUGGGGCGAGAAUGAGUGGUGGUGGUGAUCAUAGGAGACAAGGCGGGAGAGGCAAAGGUGGCGGUGACGGAGAUUGCGGAGCACUUGGUGGUGGUUGUGCUGGUGGGGCUGGAUUUGGGAGCAAAGGUGGAGGUGGUGGCGGAGGAGGUGGGGGCGGUGGGUAUGGAUGGGGCAGUGGGUCUGGAAAUGGAGGCGGGGGAGGGGGCGGAGGUGGUGGCGCCGGAUUUGGCAGGGGUGGUGGUCAUGGACGCUGA